Trichobilharzia szidati is the source of this 1482-nucleotide messenger RNA. The record is from the annotation of a GenBank genome assembly. NCBI's taxonomy places the organism in Eukaryota, Metazoa, Platyhelminthes, Trematoda, Strigeidida, Schistosomatidae.
AUGCCUAAUGUGGAAUUAGACCCAAGAGUUCAACAAGAACAAGAAUUACACUCAGUUAACGAUGUCACAUGUGAUUGUGAACUUUGUCAUGCUAGACUUUAUGUCUCAGUUAAACAAAGUAUUGAAGAUGAUUACACUCCAAUGAUUGAUCAAACAGAUGGCUUUCAUCUACCUCCAACACCUAAAUCUGCCAAUCUGUAUCCUCAAAAUUUAAAUAUGCCACUUAUGUACCCAUGGAUUUGUCAGAUGCCAUUAUAUACAGACUUUAUGUCAUUAAAUUGUCACCCAUAUGGAAAAUGUCCACAUCCAACUGGAAGCAAAAUUAAUUCAGAUAAUUUAUCCUUCCCAAACUCUUUAUGCAACAAUUCGUGGCGUUGUACUUUUGGACCCUUAUCCUUAGAAUGUGAUUUGAACACUUGCACAACACCAUCAGCACCUCAAGUGUAUAUAUCAAAAGACUGUGUUUUACACAUUCGUCUAUCAAAUUACGUCUCUUUUGAAAGAUCUAUAUCUGCAUAUCGUCUUAUUAAUUACAGAAAUAAUUCCGCAUUAGCGUUAAACGAAAGCGGAGAAUAUGGAUAUGCCUACCAUUAUAACUGUCGUGGUCUGAUCAAUAUGCAUCAUGGAAAGUUGUCUAUUACUUUUGAUAAAGACCGCCAAAUACUCUUAAGAAAUGAGAAACCAAGUUUUGUAAAAAAGGAAAUGGAAUUUUAUAGACUUACUUCACACCACUGGACAGCAUGUAGACCUGUAUCUAUGGACACAUUUGAUAGAGAUAGAACACCAGAAAUUUUAAAGAAACCGGGUAUUGAGAAAUCUCAUGAUGAUGCUAAAUUGCGUGAAUUAGUGAAUUCUUCUGCAGUUCAUAAAGAUGGCUGUGGUAUGAUAAUCUUUUUAGGAGAUGCAAAGAUUGAACAAAAAGUUAACGGAGAUGUUGUUUUAAGCUGGUUUUAUGAAGACAGAUCUAAUUCACUCAUCGUUUCACCAUUAUCAGGAAGUUUUAGUUUGUCAACUAAAAAUCUAGAAAUUAUGGCAACUCCAAAGGCAGACAUUUAUAUCUCUUUCACGGAUUUUUUCGUUCAUGUUGGGAGUCAACAUAUGACUGUAAGUAGUGGAGCUGUAUCGGGUCGAUGCAAUUUCAACAAAAGUCAUCCAUGUCUGCUUAGACUAACUACUACGUCAACGGAAAAUCAGGGUACAGAAAUGCGUCAGUACUGUGCUUAUUCACAGUCCAUCAAUCAAAAUAUGGCGUCCAACUCCUCAGGUCGAUACUGGUGUCAUUCACAGUCAACAAAUUCUACGAAUACAACUGGGGGAAUGACUACAACAAGCAUAAAUUCAGCAAGCACACCAUGCUCUAGUAAUGCUUCAUCAGUGGGCGAUCGUCAAGAUUCAAAAGAAAUGUCUACUGAUAAAAAGUAUGAUUGUCAUCAAUCCUCAUCUUGUGAACAUGAAAAUACCAAAUUAUCAACUUCUAAGUGA